ACAAAACGUCAACAUCGAUCGCCGUCCGUCCGGGAAGUGCCGUGUUGUGUACUUUUACUAUCCGCAUUUCAAUGUUCUCGUUGAUCAUCUUCUAAAUUACACAAUAUUAAUUAUAUUUUAUUGAAUUCAGUUAGUUAACUGCAGUUUAAAAUUGUUACAUUAUCAUGCCUCCGAAAAAAGUUCCUGCGGGGGCCUCCAAAAAGGCCGAAAGCAAGAAAAAGGAGAAAAUUAUUGAGGAUAAAACUUUCGGAUUGAAGAACAAAAAGGGAGCAAAACAACAGAAGUUUAUUACUCAAGUCGAGAAGCAAGUGAAAAGUGGAGGUCAACAUAACCUACUGAACAACCCGAAUGCCAAGAAAGAGGAAAAGGAAAAGAAGCUCAAGGAACAGAAGGAGCUGGCCCAGUUGUUCAAGCCGGUUCCUACGCAAAAGAUCGAAAAAGGAGCUGACCCCAAGUCGAUUCUGUGCGCGUUCUUCAAACAGGGAACAUGUACCAAGGGCGACAAAUGUAAAUUUUCUCAUGACUUGGCCAUUGAACGGAAAGCGGAGAAAAGAUCCAUUCAUGUGGAUAUGCGUGAUGCGGAGAACGAUACCAUCGAAAAUUGGACCGAGGAAAAGCUGGCGGAAGUCGUCGCCAAGAAGCACGGAAAGGAGAAAACUAUGCCAACUACCACGAUUAUCUGCAAGUACUUUCUUGACGCUGUCGAAAAAUCCCUCUACGGCUGGUUCUGGGAAUGUCCGAACGGAGAGAAAUGUAUCUACCGGCAUGCUCUACCUCCAGGUUACGUCCUGAAAAAGGACAAGAAGAAAAUGGACUCCCAAAAGGAGGAAAUCUCCCUAGUUGAUUUGAUUGAAACAGAACGAGCUGCUCUGGGAGUGAAUCAAACUCGAGUCACACUCGAAACCUUCCUCGCAUGGAAAAAACGCAAAAUCCUGGAGAAGAAAAAACGAGAACAAGACGAAGAAGAUCGCAAACGUAAAGAUUUCAAGGCUGGACGUCAAAAUGGACUCUCUGGUCGGGAGAUGUUCAGCUUUAACCCAGACAUGGUCGAUUUCGGUAUGGAUGACGGCGAGGAAGCAAUCGAGUCUUAUGGAAGGAAUGAGGAUGAUGAUGACACUACCGAAUAUAAAGAAUUGGAUUUGAACAUGCUUUCGUUAUCAAUCAAGGAGGUGGACAAUACUGGUACCGUGGCCGAAGAGGACCGAUGGCAGAAAAUGAAAGCCAGCCUACCGGUGACUACCGAGAACGGAGAGGCGGAAGGUGCGGCGGCAGCUAUUCCAAGUUCUUCGGAUGCAGCACCUAUAAAUGAGAACCUUUUCCUCGACGAAGACCUGGAAGGAAUUGACGAUGAGCUAAGCGACGAAGACGACGAUGACGACGACGAUGCAGACGGUGAAGCAAAUGAUAAUAGCGAAAAAUCGUGAUAACAUCCUUGAUGGAGAAAAUGAGGAUGGUUUUUCGUUAUUGAAAUUAUUUAAAUUGCGGUCAGGUAAAUGUUGCAUCCUUGAAUGUUCGAUAUUGCUACAAUUAAACACGUACAGUCAAAUAAGAAUAA
Molecule: messenger RNA, 1555 nt
Organism: Armigeres subalbatus
Lineage: Eukaryota; Metazoa; Arthropoda; Insecta; Diptera; Culicidae
Product: zinc finger CCCH domain-containing protein 15 homolog
Exons: 4
Coding region: 165-1424 (419 amino acids)
Biological process (GO): cytoplasmic translation
Cellular component (GO): cytosol
Molecular function (GO): metal ion binding; mRNA binding
Source: RefSeq, a predicted model, not a curated record